GAGAGAAGAAUCGCUUAUACGUACCUCCUCACAACCUUUCAACGUCUUUGUUUGCUGCUACUAAAUAUUUAUUGAUUGAUUGAUUGAUUGAUGCAUUUCAUGGAUCUCUUACCUUAGCCAAAAAAAAACUCUCCAAUACAAACAUUUGCUUUGCUUUUCCUCCUCUCUUUCUUCUCUUCACCAUCAAACAUCGUAUAUCUUUCAUUAAACAAACGGAAGUGCUUCUUUGUUCCUUUUUCUUUCCUUUAUAGGAGAAACAUCGUCACAAAGGGCAAGCGUACCGAAACAAGCCCCAAUGUUUCUCUUUCGCAAGAACGCCGAGACGGUCGAGGAGGCCGAGGAUCACGAGCCGAUCAACGUAACCAACACCGCUCGCACAGACGAGGGCCACGAAGAAGGCGAAGUGGAAACGAUCAACAACUCCGCGCAGGCAGUCGGAGCAGGAUCGGAGGAGCGGCACAGAGACGAAGACGCGCAGCAACAGGGCGACGAACAGGACCAUGAAGAGGAGUCGAAGGCUGCUGCGGACGUCCGUGUCGGCUCCGAAGACACCCCGUACGCGAGUCGCGAAGGCACCGUUCCGCCGCUGGAGGAGCAGCACAUCAUGCAGCAGCAGCGCGAGGUGGAGGCCGAGGAGGAGGCGCAGGCGAGCGCAGCUCCCCCGGCGCUGGCCGCCACCGCCGUGAUGAGCAGCCUCAACAUUCCCCACACGAGCAGCAACCAGCACAGCAGUAAAGGGGCAAACGGCACUGGUCAGCCGCCGAACAACACUAAUGGUGUGCAUCGCGGCAGCCGCGGCACGACACCGCGGGCCACAACCGCCGGUCAGUCGCCCCGCCCGCACAGCCACGACGGCCGCUCCUACACCGGCAGUGUGCGGACGGCCGGGGACACCGGAGCGGAGGACCAGCAGAACCUCGCCCGCCGCUGCUCCUCGACGGUGCUGUCGGCCCGCAACCUCUCCGAGCGGCGGGCGAGUGCAGUGAACCAGUGCAUUGGCAGCAUCGACGGUGGCUUCGGCGCCGCUCGACGCCGCACCGGCUCGAUGUCGCCGGCGGAGCGCGAGGCGGUGGAGCGGAUGCUAGAGAACGAGCAGCACCGGCAGGAGGCUGCGGAGCGGGAGGCGCAGUUCAGCCUCAUCCGCGAGACGACGCUCGUGGAGGCGGAGCUGGCGAAGGAGAAGACCAGCUACGAACACCUCAUCCAGCGGGAGCGGGAGCGGCAGGCCGAGAUUGGCCGCCGCAGCUCGCUAAGGGAGGAGCGCAUGCUCACCGCGGCGCAGCGCCGGCAGGAGCUGGAGGAUCAGCGGCAGCUCGCCAUCCUCGACGCCAUCACUUCGAAGGACGAGCGCUCCACUGCGGGGGGCCCGUACGCGGUGGCGGUCGCGCGGCGGCGCUACCACUCGCCGGCUACCCCGGCACGUCGCCAGAGUGCGGCGGUGCACAACGGCAACGGCAGCAACGGCGGCGGUGGUGGCACGAGCGAUAUUGAUCAACGCCGCCACUCCGCACCGGCGGAAGACGUGCCGCCAGCGAAGCGGAAGACUGACACGUCGCGGCCGAGGCAGUGCCUUCCAAUGAGCGCGUGGAGGACGCCGGAGCAGCAACGGCAGCAGCAGAAGAAGAACGAGGCGCGCGCCGGGUCGAAAAAGUCGCGUUGUCUGCCGCCAGGCGCGUGGCAGGCGCCCACCGUGGCAGACCACCCACGCCAGUGGCACUAA
Leptomonas pyrrhocoris is the source of this 1720-nucleotide messenger RNA. RefSeq lists its product as hypothetical. The transcript has a single exon. The coding region runs from base 296 to 1720 and encodes 474 amino acids. NCBI's taxonomy places the organism in Eukaryota, Euglenozoa, Kinetoplastea, Trypanosomatida, Trypanosomatidae. The record is from RefSeq and is a predicted model, not a curated record.